AUGCUUUCCUAUCCCAUCCAACUUGCCUUGCAGACCUUGUGUCUUGCCUCAGCCUUUCUUUGCGCACUGCUCUUUGCAGCUAUAUCCUCUCUUCCAGUCCCCUCUGUGUUAAGCAUGGGCACAUCUUCAUACCAAAUGAGAAUAAUCCACAAAGGUAAGCCAGCCGUUGAUCACAACAGCAUAAACAUAAAUACUAACAUUGACCAUAUUUCAGACGGUGAAGGUUGCUUGCAGUCUUUCUGUACUUCGUCGGAAGUAUUCUCUUCUGGUCCUUUACGUAGUGGUUCUCAUGGAGAGACUCUAGGUCCUAUGUCUUGUCCUGCUAUUUCUUCAGAGAUAAAAGGUGCCGGUGAUGUCGAAGGUCUUUCUCGUUCUACUUCCAUAAAUCAACAGAACAGCGUCUGCCAUUGGAUGAACUCAACAGUUCAUGAAGAUGACAAGCGUUCCCAUAUGGAUCGAGUGGCGUACAUUCCAGUACGUCAUGAGAACCAGGGAUCCAAACGCUUGGUCCGAACGAGACUCCCUUAUUAUGGGGAGGCUCUGGAGGAGCAGAUGUUUGAGGUGCCAGUCUCGAAGGCGAACCCUCUUGAGCCCAUUGGGUUAGCUCCAGAGCCAUCGAAAGGCGAUACCCAGGGCGAAUCCCAUAUCAGUGGCUAUGACGAAGUCUGUGUCGGUGCUCCUGCAACUGAGUGUUCCCUUGUUCUACCCUGUCCCUUUGAGCAAGGGACAUUCAAUAGACACAGACCAAGUCACCCACUGACUGACGAACUUCCUUCCUCUGGCCAGGAUAUGAUCCUUUCGGAGAUUUCUGAUCUGGCAUCCUUGUUUGAAUUCAUGUCAAUCAAGGAUGACAGUGAAGACCUAUCGGCCAGUCAGAAUCAAUUUGCGAGCGCUGCCCAACAAGUGGGUGCUGUUGGAGCAGAGAUGGCUUCGGCCAUGGAGUACUGCUGGCACAGCGAAGAUACUGCCUGGUUUGAGGAGAUUCCUCAGUGCCCUGCAUUGGUCGGGGGUUUCUUUGCCUUCGUACAAGAAGAACCCAUGGACUUAGUGUCCAUUUCUGAUGCUCAUUUGGAGCAGAUGAUGACUGAUGCAGAUGAAGAAGAUCUCGACUGCUCCAUGAGUACCAUCUCUGAGUCAGAGUCUUCUGAAAUGCCUGACGUCGAGUAUGACGGUGUCGUUGUUGCGGGCGUCUCCACAGCCUGCUGGUACAACAUUCAUGGUGAACUUGCGAUGGUUCCAGAGGACUUGUGUGGCGACAGUCCGAUGGACCUCGCCGUUGAGGUAGUUCCAGGGAUCGAGGGCAACCUUGAUCACUACCGAGACGAUUGCCUCAUGUACUGGGAUGAAAGCCUAGUCCCAAAAGGCUCUCCCAUCAUGAUGGCUACCAUGUUUCCUGAUUCUGGUGUGGCUGGCUCUUUCCCACUAAAUCAGGCAAACAUGACCAACAAAGGCGCGACUUGUGUCCCACAGCAAAUUGCAGAAGAUCUCGUGUGGAGCCCAGAGGAGGAACCAAGAGUACCAUCUUCCCCUCUUCUCCCCGGAUCUGAUUCUGGUGCUGACCUUCCUGGUCAAUCUGGCAUGUCCUUGCCAGAGGUUGAGGCACCAGAGCCUACCACAAUUCCUGGUGUUGUGGUGUGGCUGACUACCGCUCCCAAGAGUCCAGUAGAAGUCCUAGAAGAAGAAGGUGAAGAAGAUGAUGACGAUGAUGACGAAGAGGACUCGGAUGAGGGAUAUGAAGAUGACGACGAGGGCGUCACCCUGCAAGACUCGGCGUUGGCAGAUCUCCUUGCUGAGUUAGAAGAGAGUGACUUUGACGAUGAAGCAUGA
This is a messenger RNA of Phycomyces blakesleeanus NRRL 1555(-), 1827 nucleotides long. RefSeq lists its product as hypothetical. The transcript has a single exon. Bases 1 to 1827 code for a protein of 608 amino acids. The record is from RefSeq and is a predicted model, not a curated record. Lineage: Eukaryota; Fungi; Mucoromycota; Mucoromycetes; Mucorales; Phycomycetaceae.